Misgurnus anguillicaudatus (oriental weatherfish) is the source of this 1555-nucleotide messenger RNA. It is a transcript of the gene tspan2a, whose product is annotated as tetraspanin 2a. Gene Ontology annotation, cellular component: plasma membrane. NCBI's taxonomy places the organism in Eukaryota, Metazoa, Chordata, Actinopteri, Cypriniformes, Cobitidae. The record is from RefSeq and is a predicted model, not a curated record.
CCUGUGUGCGGAGCCGAUGGGCGGUGCUCAUUCACGCGCGCUUGCUCACUCCCGCUCGCACUACACACGCGAGACGCGACGCGGUGCUGUCGGCGGUUCAUCUGUGAAUUGCGCGUGAAUACUGACCCACAUCUUAGAGAAACACGCAGAUCUGCGCAAACAUUCUGGUGGAAACGGCGAACACGCGGAGCCAAACAACAGGCAGGAUGAGCAAAGUCCAAGGCGGCAUGAAAUGCGUCAAAUACUUGCUUUUCGUCUUCAAUAUCAUAUUCUGGCUCUCCGGUUCACUGGUUUUGGCCGUGGGGUUAUGGCUGAGGUUUGAUCCGGACACAACCUCUCUCCUAGGUGGCAAUGGCGCACCUGAACACUUCUUCAUUGCGGUGUACGUCCUCAUCGGCGCUGGAGGGCUCAUGUUGUUAGUGGGAUUCUUGGGUUGUUUUGGAGCCGUGAAAGAGUCGCAAUGUCUUCUGGGAUCGUUCUUCGCUUUUCUUCUGGUGAUCUUCGGUGCAGAAAUUGCCGCCGGGGUCUUUGGCUUUCUCAACAAAGAUACGAUCGUCAAGGAUGUACAAAACUAUUAUGAAGUCAUUAUGGACGAUGACAACGCGACCACUGUGGUCUCCGUGUAUCACAGUGUGCUGGAUUGCUGUGGGACUGAAUCAUCUCGUCCUCCUUCAUUGUGUACCAUUGAUAGCCCUGAUAAGGAUUGUCUGAAAGCUGUAGAUGACUUCUUCAAUGAAAAGCUCUUCAUCAUUGGAUAUGUUGGCAUUGGGAUUGCUGGAGUUAUGAUCAUUGGCAUGGUCUUCAGCAUGGUUCUAUGUUGUGCCAUCCGGAACAGCAGAGAAGUUAUUUAGGUACCUCACGGUUCCCCUCUUGCCCAUUUGGACUGACUCAUAAAAUUCACCUUCUUGACCUCAUCAGACCAUCACAUUCAGUCAUGGGUACAGGGUGCGACUCCCAUAAUGCAGUGAACGACAUAUUGUCAUUGUCUUUAAUUUUAAGCAUCGUUGCAUGGAUCAUUACUGCAACAACUGUAACAACAUUAACUUUUAUUUUGUCUUAAUUAUUUAUAACUGAAUUCUUGAUAUGAUCAAGUUUCCAAGUCCCUCCUCUUUACAGGUGCGGAUUGGGAAUCUACUUACUGAUGUAAAUAAGCGUUUUGAUGCCUCUUAAUGUUAUUUUUAAUGCUUUCACGUAUCUAUUGUGUGAACUACAGUGGGUUUUCUGUGCUAAUCUAGGGUUUUUAGAUCAUGGGUCAUAUCGAUGAAAUGUUUACGCUUUUGUGCAUGUUAUUAAUGUUUGUCAGAAGGCUGCAUCACCUGGAUACUGGAUGAAGCUGAGGAGUGGAUUCAGUAUUCCUUUAAGUCAACAUGAAACGAGCAUGACCCUGUUGUUUACAGUUAAUAAUAGUCCUGGUUUGUCGUGUUUGGUCAUGUUAAGGAAUGUUUAAGGUUUACUUUGUCACUUGUUUUACUACUGAAUACUGCAGUAAUGUAAACAUUUUAACAAACCAGUUGCUGGGACGUUCAAGGAAUAUUCCAUUUUCUUAAAAGAAAAA